GUCACGAAACACGUGUCACGUGUUAAUUGAUGGGUAGAAAUCGAAUUUUGGUUGGUUGUACUGCAAACAGCUGAGUUAUUGCCAAAAACUAGUUUGGAACUGCAUCGUCAUUCUAGUAGUGAACUUGGCUGCAUUCACAAGUGCCUGCACCGUUGUCGUUUUGUAUUUUGGUGACUUUUUGAGGGUGAAAAUAAAUCAAUAUAUUGCACUAAGGAUGGCAGUUUGGGGCAAGAUCAAAAUCACCAGUAGUGGAAAGAACACCGCUUCCAUCCAACCUGCACCGAUCUUGAGGUUUUCCGAAACCCUAGCCAACGCGCUGGGAAAUCGCAAAGCCAAGUACAAGGACGUCUCGAAGGACCUCAACAAAUUGAUCAACAAAGAAGAGGAAGAGUCCCCGAUCGCGGCGAAGCCCCCUUUCGACGUAGAGCGCAUUAAGCUGGUGAUGCAGCGAAUAAUUCGGCAGCAGUUUAACCUCAAGGACGAGGACGGAGAUCCCAUCAAAUACGUUUACAACCCGGCCAAGAAUCUCGAGUUGAGUCAGAAGAUUGCAAAGGCGAUACAGGACAGGGUGCGAUCUUACAACUACUCGCGGUAUAGAAUAGUGAGCUUUUGUUCGGUAAUCGAGAAGGAAAAUCAAGGCGUCAGUUACAAAAUGAAGUACGCCAUCGAUCCGUACCUGGACAACUACGCGCAGUAUGUGCAUGACAUGGCCAAGUUUUGGGUAAUUGCCACCGUGCUGCUGGUGCACAAGGAUUAGAGUAUACUUACGUUCGAACAUUCAAAGUACAGAACGAUGUCCACCGGCGCGAUGAACUUUUCAAAUUCCGGUCCCUGAGCCGGUUCACGAGGGUAGCUGAAAGCACAUUAAAAUAACUUUAUAAGUAUUCCACCUAGAACAAAUAUCGACUCCCACUCACCCAUCGAUCAGAUAACCGACGGUGCCGCCGAGCGCCUUCGUCAUGGCCGCCUCCAGCAGCUUCAGCACGGUUUCGUUCGACACCAGCAGGCCCUUCUUCAUCAUCUCCUGCAGCUCCUUGCCCUGGUCCGAGCCGGACGCGACCUCAUCGCGCAGCAGAUCGCCGGUGCUAAAGUGCGAAAAGUUGUACUUGGCCACGAUUUUCUCGCACUGGGUGCCCUUGCCGCAGCCGGGACCGCCCAGCACCCAGAUGAUUGGCACGUUCGAGUCACGAAUCUGGAACGGGCAUAUUUUGGGGGGGUUUGGAAUAAUAAGUUAUGCACGUGAAACAUCAAAAUUUAGUGUGUUCUUUUGUAGUGUCUGAAGCUGGCAGUUAGGAAUUAGGGCACGUAUGUUAAGCUUUGAAGCAAGUUAUGGGCGUUUUAAGGUCAUACAAUGUAGGCAAUUUGUAGCCAACAGCUGAAAUCAAUGCUGAAGCCAUUUGGUAUCGGAAAAUCAAGUUGCAUGAUAACCAGAGAGAGAGAGAGAGAGAGAUAGCGCACGUUACUAGCUUAGUACGAUUAAAUAGCUGUACUUGUUUUU
Molecule: messenger RNA, 1498 nt
Organism: Culex quinquefasciatus (southern house mosquito)
Lineage: Eukaryota; Metazoa; Arthropoda; Insecta; Diptera; Culicidae
Exons: 2
Coding region: 215-757 (180 amino acids)
Biological process (GO): microtubule-based movement
Cellular component (GO): cytoplasm; cytoplasmic dynein complex
Molecular function (GO): dynein intermediate chain binding
Source: RefSeq, a predicted model, not a curated record